Molecule: messenger RNA, 610 nt
Organism: Acanthochromis polyacanthus (spiny chromis)
Lineage: Eukaryota; Metazoa; Chordata; Actinopteri; Pomacentridae
Product: cytochrome c oxidase assembly protein COX14 homolog
Exons: 2
Coding region: 162-338 (58 amino acids)
Source: RefSeq, a predicted model, not a curated record
GUCAAAGCGGAGAGAAAAGUCCCCUCUGAGCUUCCGUACCUUAUGAAAGCUAAGGUGAAUUAGCUUCGUUGCUCACUGGGCAUGCUGGAGUGCUGACAUUGAGAAACACAACGCCAGUGUCCGCUUGUUACUCUGUGUGGAAUAGUGAAAGGAUCCUCAUCAUGGUGUCAGGAAAGCGUCUGGCUGACAUCGGCUACCGGGCCUUUUCUGCCUCGAUGAUGCUGCUGACGCUGUACGGAGGCUACCUGUGUGCGAUGCGAGGAUACCGCUACAUGGACAGGCAGAAACAGCUGAAGCUGGCGGCAGAGAACCAGGACCAUGAAGUCAUCAAAGACUGACAUCAGAUGGACUGCCCUUCUUUUUGCACACGUGGACAUUUCCCCAUUCCUCCUCGUCUUCGUCAGUCGCUAAAUCGUGAAGACGUCUAUCCUCCUCGGGAUGUUUGUGUGAUUUCAGUGAGCAUCCGGGGCCCUUGCAAGGAUCGUUUGUAAAUCUUCACUACGCAAAUUAACCGAGAACACGUUAUUUGCAUCAGUGACCAGUGUCAAAUCCAGGAGUGAAGAUGGCUGUAAUUGUUUCUAAUGUAUGAUAUUAAAUACCUUUAAACACA